Messenger RNA from Penicillium nucicola, 3180 nucleotides. Its product is annotated as KAR9 family protein. The record is from RefSeq and is a predicted model, not a curated record. Gene Ontology annotation, cellular component: cell cortex; mating projection tip; spindle pole body. Bases 1 to 3180 code for a protein of 1059 amino acids. Gene Ontology annotation, biological process: nuclear migration along microtubule; mitotic spindle orientation checkpoint signaling; establishment of spindle localization. Lineage: Eukaryota; Fungi; Ascomycota; Eurotiomycetes; Eurotiales; Aspergillaceae. The transcript has a single exon.
AUGCAUGCCACAGUCGACGGUCCAACUUCUGCGACCGACUUUGCGCAUCCUUAUAACGCCUCCAUAGUCUCUGCCUCACCUCCGUCGCUCACCCCCGCGCUCUCCGUCUCCCCAAAUGACACCGGCACCUCCACCCUCCGUCGUUUAAAGUCCAAGUCAUCCCUGUGGAGUCUAGGGAGCAGUAACAACGAAGACGAAAGCUCUCCAGUCGAGCCCAAUACCGGACCAAACAGCGGUCCCCGGCAAUCAAUCCUCCGCCGACUCUCCCCGGCCCUCGCAGCCCGCGUUAAAUUGUUGGAUGGCAGUAACAAGUCUCCCUUACAAUCCAAAAACCCAAAUGCUGUCGGUCGAAUCCCGGAAGAGCACUUGAAGGAGCUGGACAGUCGCAACCAGGACUUGUCAAUCAAAGUCGAGCGGAGGGGCCAAGCGUGGAACGGUUCAGGUACCUCGCCCGGUCAAGCCCACGAUCCCCCGCGCAGAACCGUUUCAAACCACCUCGAGCUCCCCCAACAAGAUAUUCUCCAAGAGAUUGCAGACGCACGUCGACAGGAGUUACACGGACAGGAGGAGGCUGUCUCAACCGAAGCGGUCGAGGACGGCCCCAACCAGGACUGGCCCCAGUACCAGCCUGAGUACCAGUCCGAGCACCAGCCCGAGCACCAGCCCGAGCACCAGCCUGAGCAUCAGGACGAGCUCCCUCCAACAACCGACUUCGCCAGUCUGCCAGCGCCAAUGUCCGUCGUGGAACCAGCGCAGGCGCCGGUGCGCACACACCCCGAACCGACCCUCCUACCUAGCAAUCCUAUCCAAGACGAUCGCACCGACUUCCAGAAAUACGUUGACGAUACGGCCCGCAAAGAAAAUCAAGAUGCGCAGAGCGCGCCUGAUCCCCCGCCAAAGGAUUCCCCGCCUGAAUACACACAUUCGCGCUCAUCAUCCAAUUCCCAGUCCUAUUUCAACCCCAUGGGUCUCCAACGCGCGGAAUCAAUAUACUCUUUCUCCCGCGCUUCAUUUAGCAAUCAGCUGUCGCAGCUGACGUCCAUUCCUCUCCCGCAGCCGGAUUCGCUUGAGGCGAGCAUUACCAAGAUUGCGACGGCACUUUCGGCUGUCAGGGCUUUGAAUGGAGCUGCAGAGCAGAUCCAGAUUUGGAUUAAGAAAGCAUCUGAUGUGCUGAGUGGGUUGGACUCCGAGGAUGACGUUGAAUGGGCUGCUGCUGGUGGACGGGAGGGUCUUGAUGGGGUUGAUAAGGCCAUUACUCGGUUUGAAUGCUUGGUUAAUGUGUACGUGCGCGCCAUUGAGAAUGUGCAGCUACGGGAUGAUAUUGCGAAUGUUGAUGUGGAGAGUUUGACAACGAUUGUUAGUCAGAUGGAGAGUAUCCUCAACAACUGGAAACAGAUCAAAAAUAAGUUGCGAGGUGUGAAAGAGCAAGUUGAAUUGGCGAUGGAGUGGGAAGAGCUUUGGUCAAAUGUUCUCGGUGAUGUGGGUAUGGAAGUUGAUAACCUCAGCGGGUUGAUCUUCGAGAUGGAGGAGAAGCGGCACCAGGCCUUGAUGGAUACGGGUGAGACGACUGGUGGUCUUGAUAUCAACGAGCUGGAGACAAUCGUGGAAGAGUCUCCUACUAAGAGUCGCGCGGCCUCUCAACGCCUGAGCAUUGGUCCUCUUCUGGCUUCGGCUGCUGGCACCCCUGUCAUCAAAACACCGCAGGAUGAUACGAGUCACUCGAAUCUGAUGGCCAUCUUUGCGCGCAUGCAGCCGCUCCGUGCCUCACUGGACUUUUUGCCUAUGCGAUUAUCCAUGUUCCAGGCACGGGCUGAAGCUAUCUUCCCGAGUGCAUGUGAGGAGGUUGAGGAUCGACGAAACAGGUUGGAGAAGAGCUAUCAGGUUCUUGAGACAGAUGCGGAAGCUCUACGGAAGGAGCUGGGAGAGGAUAAGUGGAUUCUGGUUUUCCGCAAUGCUGGAAGUCAGGCACAGAAGAUGUUUGAGUCCGUGGAGCGCAGCAUUGGCAAGCUGCAAGAAGGGCUGGAAAGUGGCAUGCAGCUGAACAACCCGGUCACGUUGCAGAAGCGCAUUGAGAACUACGAGGCGAAGAAGAUGCAUUAUGUACCAGCGAUUGAGCGUGUGAUUUCCAUCAUUCAGAAGGGUGUCAAUGACCGGUUGACUGUCAAUGGUGAAAUUCUACGUCUUUUGUCUGAUAUGACAUCGCGCACGGAUGCUCUCAAGGCUAGCACCAAGGUCAUGGAUACCUCUCUUGAAGACGUGCAUUUUGUCAAAGGCCAGCAGCUUCGAGACUCAAUCUCUAGCAUCUUGACCAUGGACAGUCCACUCACAGGCAGUGCCGUCGAUACUCCAGGAAGCUCGCCUGCCUCGUCGGUUAUCAUAACUGGUCCCAGCUACAAGGGCGCCUCAACUCCCUUGGGUGGUUCAAGCCGGCGCGAGAGCUUAGCGGGAAGCACCACAACUCGAUCAGCCUUGCCCAAGACCCGGCGUUACUCUGGCUUGCCGCAGUCCACAGCGAACUACACAGGCCGAAAGUCAAGCAUCCCCCAACCAUCUGGCCUUACAUCUCCAACUCCAUCAAGAAGAUCCACAAGUCUCUUCACGCCGACCCCGGCUUCCCGCUACACAUCUCGCACGCCAGUGCCGCCAUCCACAAACCCCAACCGUCCCCGGUGGAACGGAAGUACCAACACCAAUGAUCUAGACACUGGAUAUACAACAUACCGCAAAUCUUCCGCCCCGAUCUCUCGCACGCCCCGGCCCUCGUCAGCAAUCCCAUUCCCAAGUUCAUUCCACCGAGACACAUCAGCAUCUCCAGUACCGGGCACAUACAGAUCAACAAGUCGCAUCUCCUCUCAAUUCGGUGAUAGAAGUCCCUCGCGGAACCUUCUCUCUCCAACCCCGCGAUCCUCACUCCUGGACCCACCACCAUAUAGUCGACUACGCCGACAGCCGGUCAUGUCAAACACACCCCGCAGUCGCCAGAGCUACGCAGGCGUGAGCUCAACUUUCACCCGGAGUGUCUCACAUGCUCCAAAUGUACCUGAGACGCCUAGCAAGUCCUCGCGGCCGGGUACAUCUCUCGGCCAUUCGACCAAUAGGCGGAUUAGUCUUCUCCCAUUGCCUACGCGGGAUCAAAAGUCUACGGCUCAAAAGGUUGAUACUCGUCCUCCGUGGCGUUGA